This is a messenger RNA of Aplosporella prunicola CBS 121167, 2980 nucleotides long. RefSeq lists its product as uncharacterized. The coding region runs from base 99 to 2939 and encodes 946 amino acids. The record is from RefSeq and is a predicted model, not a curated record. Lineage: Eukaryota; Fungi; Ascomycota; Dothideomycetes; Botryosphaeriales; Aplosporellaceae. The transcript has a single exon.
AUCCCGUCACAUGCCUCUCCUUUAACCCACGUCCACCUGUCUCACUGUCUAUUUGGACGCGAGCAAGACCAGCUGCAUAUAUCUCUUUGCCUGCCGCCAUGCGAACUCGCAGUGCCAAAGUCAAGCCCACCGACACUAUGCCCGCUCCCCAUCCCGACCACUCCACCACCACCACAACCACAACCACCACGAACCCCACGAAUCCCGACACUCUAUCCCCGCUCUCAUCCCGGAGCUCCAGGAAACUGACCCGCUCCGAAUCUAACACGUCGAUGCAAUCGCAAAUUUACGUCGGCGGCCGCAUGCCCGUUGUCGCUUACUACAAAAAGCCCACCCUCACCAUCUCCGGCCUUCCCGAGGACCUGCUCGAGGAAAUGGAGCGCCAAGACGAGGACGCCCGAGAAGAUCCCGAUCCGCGCCCCAAGCGCCCGGGCAGAGGCCGUCCGGCCAAGGUCCAAAAGCGCGUCUCACCCAAAAAGAGACGAGCCCGCCAGAUUAGACGCAGCCUCACCGACGUCGAAGAAGAGUCUGCCUCCCGCAAUGGCUCCCCGAGCGUCGCUUCCAUGGGCUACGACGACGCCGACCACCCGCAGAACGAGGACGAGGCCUCCUCGCCACCCGCCAAUCCUGGCGCCAGCCCGUCCCAGCAGCUCAUCGAUGAGACGGUCAGUGCCGUCAGGAGCACUUCUGCCUCGAAACCCACUGGCGGUGCCAGUCAGCCUCCCGGGCCCAGAGCCAAGCCGCUCUACGUUGAGGAAGAGCUGGAAGACGAUGAUCUCCCGCCGGCCUUUGCCUCGGAUUGGGACACGCCCGAGGAGACUGACAUUGAGGAUCAAGCCGACCUCGUCCUGAAGAGCCGCUUCGACAAGAUGACGGAUGCCCAAAAAUUCAUCGCCGCGCUGACCAAGCACGUGCCCUCGGAGCGCGCCACGGGCGUGCUGUAUGCCAUUGCCGAAAAUACCCAGCGCGCGCUCAAGCAAUGGCAAGACGAGUACCUGGCCAUUGACAAGCGCGUGGCCGCGCAUGCGAACAACGGCCCGCGCAAGCCCGUCAACGGCGGUCGCGUGCCCAUUGACCCGCGCGUGUUUGACGAUCAGAAAGAAGCAGACCUCUACAGCUACCUCUACGACGCGCGCAAGGCUCCCGGACAGCAGGACCCGUUCGCGCAGCGCGUGGGCACCGAGACCGUCGGAGGCCGCGAGCUCCGCCACCGGCGCGCACGGGACGUCACCACCGACGAUCUGCAGGCGAGCGAGGAGGAAGUCGGAAAGAGAAAGAGGCGAGCCGUGCAGCGCUUCGACGGCAAUGCGGAGCCGGGCUCGCGCACGAGGAAGCGCGACCACGCCGAUUCGGCAACCCCAGAGCCACAGGUUCCGCCGCGCAAGAGAGGUCGCGUCGGCCGUGGCGGCAAGGCGCAGCAGUAUGUGCCUCAGCGCAUCCGCGAGAUGCGCGGCGAGAGCGCCAUGACGACGAGCGCGUCGGAAGACGACCACGACAACGACGACGGCGCCUACGAGGGCAGCACGCCCGAGCCCAAGGGCAAGCGGCGUGGCCGUCCGCCGGGCAGCAAGAACCUCGCCCAGCGCAAGGACGCAGGCAUCAAAAAGGGCCCACGAAACAAGAAGCCUCAGCAGCAACAACAGCAACAAGCUGCCGUGACAUCGCAGCCCGCCGCCGCCGGUCAGCACACGUUCAGCUCGGCGCCGUCGGUGCCUGCGCCCGCCGUCCCAGCGUACCAGUCCCUCCAGCAGCAGCAGCCUUUUAUGGUCCAAGGAUACACGCACGCGCCGCCGUCAAACAUUCCUCCUGCGUCUAUGGCGCCUGUGCCGGGCCUAAACGUCGACCCAGCCUACGCGAGCUCGCACGCGCAUGCGCACCAGAACCAACACCAAAGCCCGUUCGGGCCGGGAGCCUCGGGCGCGCCGCUCGACUCGACCAUUCCACCACUCAACGGACAUCCGUCGACGCCCGCCACGGGAACCACGACACCCAGCAGCACGCCAGCAGGGACAACGGCGUCGGCGACCCCGACCAUAGGCGGCACGCCCAACAGCGCCGGGGGCUCGGCCUCGUCGCGCAAGAAGGGCGUCAAGAGCGAGAAGCGCAGCCAGAGCAUGACAGCGUGGUGGGCAGAGCGGAAGGCGCGGCGCGCGGCCGAGGCGCAACAACAGCAGCAGCAGCAACAGCAGCAGCCGCACGUGAACGUGAGCAUCGCCACUGCGCCGCCGCCGCAGCUGACUACCGCGCCCGGGUCGUCGGUCGCUGGCUUUGCGCCCAUUGUCACGGCUGCGCCGGGCGCGCCGUACGGUGUUGGCGCGAGCUUGCCGCCGUCGGUGCCGGCGUACACGGGGCCGUAUCCACAGCCGCAGCCGGCGCGGGGGUUUGCGGGGGGAUCUGGGUCGGGGGCGGGGGGGUAUCAGGCUCAGGCUCAGGCUCAGCAGGCGCCUCCGCAGUUUCCUCCGCCGCCGCCUCAGCAGCAGCAGCAGCAGCAGCAGCCCUUUCGCGCCAUAGCGCCACAGCAUCAGCAAGCGCAGCUCCAACAGCAUCAUGACCACCUCCAGCAGCAACAACAACAACAACAGCGUCAAUCCCCCUACCCGCACGCGCACGCGCCUAAUCCGCCCCAACAGCAACAACAACAGCAGCCGAACCAAACGCCAUCCCUCCCCUCGCUCGAUGACGUCGUGUACGGCAGCAAUAGCAAUAGCAACGCAGCCGGCGAGACACACGCCCCGUCUGAGCACGCAGAAGGCUCAGCAUCUGCAUCUGCUGGCGCAACUGGCAGCAGCAGCAACGCAGCCAACGCAAAAAAAGAUAAAGACAAAGACAAAGAAAAGGACAAAGACGACGCCAAGACCGCCAAGACUGCUCCGCCUGCUCCGGUGUGGAAGAGUCGCGGCUACGACGUCUGGCUUGGGGGGCCGGGGUGGGGACGGUGAGGUAGGGGUGGUGUGUGUGUGUGUGUGUGGGUGGAGGAGUG